This is a messenger RNA of Lolium perenne, 429 nucleotides long. RefSeq lists its product as uncharacterized. NCBI's taxonomy places the organism in Eukaryota, Viridiplantae, Streptophyta, Magnoliopsida, Poales, Poaceae. The record is from RefSeq and is a predicted model, not a curated record.
AUGGACGUUUCAGAUUUGAGUGCAAGUUCAAUGGAGUACGAAAGCGGAAAUACAGAUGAAGAGGAAUUCAAUAUUUCGUCUGCCAACUAUAAUGCACCUCCUGAAGAUGAACAAAGUUGUGGAGACGAUGAUGUCGACGAAAGUAUGGAUGCAGAUGGUGUUGAUGUAGAAGAUGAUAAUGUAGAGCAAGAAGAAGAUGUUGACACUGAUAAUAUUCAGAGUGAUGUUGUGGAGGAGCCAACUGAUGACGAGAGAUUGGACUGUGGUUUUGUUGAUGAGGUCUUAGUUGGCGAUAAUUCUUCUUACGACUAUUACGGUGAUUCAGACUUGGAGACUAUAGAAGAACCUGUUAGAAGAAGACAUGUGAAAUCAGUUGGUAAGAAAAAGAAUGGAUCAGAGGAUGAAGAUGAGAGUGAUACGAGAAGAUAA